UUUACCCCUCUGAUAUAUCCAAUUACUAAUCUCUUCAAUCUUAUUUGUUUAUUCAAGAUUUGGAGAAAUAUGUUACCUGACAGUUGGUUCUUUUCUAAGUAGUAAUAGAUUCAGAGGACAUUUCUGCCUGAAAACUUGGUAACCAUACAUAGUCUCCGGCAUUCUUGCAAUGUGCCUUUUGGGAGCAACACAAGAUUUUAGUUAAAGCAACCCGAAGACUUUUAUUUUGAUAUACAAUAAAUGAUAUAAAAUAUUGUAUUUUGAUACGGCUUUUAUUUUGAAGCGGAGAUGAGGUAAACGCGGAAUUGACUUAAUUGACAAACCUACGAAUUAGCAGUUUAGCACGUUCGAGUCGCGAAAAUAUAAAAGGUCUAGAUCGUUUUCUGGCACUGCGACUCAACAUUCUUUAGAUCCUGUCAUUUUAAUAUUUCACAACAAUCCACUGGGCGCUUACGACGCGAGGAUGGCGAAUUACCGCGCCUUUCACACACAGCUUGCAACCAUCAUGGAAACCCUGACUCGGGCGGCAGUGGCGGAAAUUUGCGAGCUGGUCGAUGACGGCUACGCGAUUUUACACAUGGAGAUUUCACGGCAUCAGAAGGAGAACGAAGAGCUGCGGCGAAAACUUCAGCUGAUCGAGUCCAUUGUUGCUGCGCGCGGCUACAGCGAUGAGGCUGCCGCCGUGCAGGAGGCCACGAGUCGCCGCGCUCGCGCAGAUUCACGAGAUUCAGAGGAGCAUGCCCUCGUCACAGUGCAGGUCAAAGAGGAGGGUCAAGAGCCACAAAAUGACGACGACGACGAUGAUGAAGAAACAGUUGCUGUGGUGACUCAUGAUUCUCCAGAUGACGAAGUCAUAGAGCUCUUGUCACAUAAAGUCCCAUCAGAUACAGCCUCUGUAAAUGAUGACCUCCAUACACACACACUUGCAGACACACACUCGCCAAGCUUCCCCCCCCACAUACUCACAGACACGCAUUCACACACCGAGGAGUCACAACAUUCCAGCGUGGACCUAACGGCCUCUGAUGAACCUCUCUGUUCUUUUAACACACAGAGUAAUGCGCACACACUGCCUGACACACACCCUGAUGUGACCGGUCGUAGCUGCCCAUUUCCAGAUAAGUUGUGUAUGAAGAGAGAGCCUAUGGUGUCUGAUCUGAAUCUUACUUUGGACUGGAGCGCACACACAGUGCAUAACACACUAUCACACUCCCACUCUUCCUCAGCUGGAAAUAGCACAAGGACAACGGCUGCCCACAGUUCUCCUCUCUAUACCACACAGCACUUGCUUGGACUGGGUAGUGUGGCUGGGCUGAGGUUGUUUGGAGGACGUGGUUCCUUGCAAGGGGGUGGAGUUGGUAAGAGGCAUUUUAUCUGUUCCAUCUGUGGCAAGAACUUCACCACAGCACAGAGCCUAGACACGCACAUGCGCAUACACACAGGUGAGCGUCCAUACCGCUGUGAACAGUGUGGCAAGCGCUUUACUCAGUCUGGCCACCUUACAGCACACCAGACUGUUCACACUGGAGAAAGACCAUAUGAGUGCAUACAGUGUGGUAAACGCUUUGCAGGCAAGCAGUACCUGCGAAUACACACCAAGAAACACCAUCCCGAGUAAACACAAUUUCAACAAACAACACAGAAAAUACACACUAAUGUGCAUAGGUGCAUGUGUGUGUAUAUAAAUAUAUUACCCAUACAAAUCCAUAAUACACUACACUGACUAACAGAAUUGUACUUACCCACACAUAUGUGCAUUGCAGAAGACAAUGAAACAGGCUAAUAAACAAAUGAAACAAGUGUUUAGAAUUCAGAGACACUAAAAAUCCUGCAAAAGGUAAAACAUAAAAGUAUUCAUAUGGCUUAAUAGCAAUGUUUGAGUUACAAGCCUAAAUGUUAAGUGAAAUUAAAGGACAGUUCCACCCAAAGUAAUUAAGUAAAGACCUUUUGUAGGAUUAUAACAAAGAACAUGAGCUUCUUGAUGUUUUCAUUAUGGAGCUGAAAUUGGUUGUAUCCACCACAUAGAGAAAGAAGGCAGGGAAUUUCACCUGUCUAUGCCGUCAUAAGGAAUGCAACUGACUGUUUUUAUUUUUAAAAAACUGGAUUUAUUUCAAUUGCUGCUGUUUUUCCUUAGGGAAGAGAUCAUACAUUUGAUCCUAUGCAUUUAACUUUUGGAUGGCAGAAUAACAUGACUGAAGCAGAACUGUAUAAAACGUAUACAGAAUACAUUUCAACUAAUCCAUUCUUUGUAUUGGGUUGUUUACAUAUUAUUUUAACUAUAGUGGGUGUAAGAGACACACAAGAAGUACACAAUUGUAUCGUUGGCUUUCACUUUGAUUUACAGACUGCCGAAGCUAUUAGAGCUCAGGGAGGUUAAAUUCUCCAUUCUCUUGAUCACAUAAUGUUUCUUGCAGUUAGAUCUAUUUAAGUGGAAGCUUUGACCCUGCAGCAGUCAGUGUCUUCAUCUGAUAUGUAGUGCAGCCAAGCAGAUAGAAAACCCCAAUGUGUAAAAAAUAAUCAAAAUAAGUUUGUUCUUGUUAUUUUUACAAUACAAUGUGUAUUACAUCUAAGGCCCGGUUUAUACUUGUGGUUUGUAUAUCUGAGUUUCCAUAUCUUAGGCACAUCUGGAGGAUUAAAAGUGACAGCCACUAGAUGGAGCAUUAAAGCCAGUAUGUCCCUGUUCUUCAGGUAUCACUGUUCAAUAGAAAGGGAUCAGCAGUUUCAUUUUAUGUUUGUUCAGCCACUUUUUUAUGCCAAACCUUAGAUACUAAACAGAGAAACUCUGUUGAUUUCUCUUCAUAAAGUUCUGUCUUGAUUAUGACCAUGAGCUAUGCCUUAAGUAAAAAAAAAACUUGACUUCUUUCGAAGUAUGCUCAGGUUUCCUGUCCAUCUGCACUGUGAAGCUCUGUCCACUGGUUGUAAAGCAAUUUGGCUGAAUCAGAGCAGAAAAUAUAGCCCUGUACACUUAAGGAUUUAUCCUGCUUUUAUUAGCAAUGACUAAGACAAAUGAACCAAUUCCAUUGCCAGCCAUAUAUGACCAUGCCAUAAGAAUCUCUACCCAUCAUACUGGUACAAGCCUGUCUUUGAAUGGAUUUUCCUUCACUAAGUAGGAGUGACUUAUUGGUUUAUUUUGAUGUUUUAGCCUAAUUAUAGCUUGUUUCUGGCAGUUUUUCUGAGGCAACACAGCUGAGCAGCCAAUUGUUCAAUUAAUUCUGGCCCUGUAAAAGGAGUGGGAGAUGGGGUGAGGACGGGCUUAACUCUGAUAUAAAAAGUGCUGUAAUGUCUACACUGUUGACCCAAUUUGGAUGCAAACACUAAAUAUUCAAAUUAAAGCUGAAAAGUCUAAACUUUGAUCUUGUUUCAUUAUUUAAUUUUAAUUCCAUUAUAUUGUGGUGCACCACUAAAUAACUUUGUUAAUGUUUAAAUCGUUUUGGAUCCGACUACAUGUCCCAAAAUUUCCAAACGUUGUAUAGAUUUACAUGGAAUCCCAGUGCCCUACAGUAGAUAUUACUUUUAAUCGUCCAGAUGUAGAUAUGUACUAUGUUAACAAUGGCUUUCACGUGUGUACUCACCUGUCAAGAAUAAACCAGGCCUCAAAAGUGAAUCUGUGACAAUCUGGAGCAGUUACUUUAGACUUAUAUUGUAACUUUUAGAAUAAAUGUGUUUUAGUUGUGAGUUGUGAGUCUCUUCUUCAUGAAGUCGUUUACCUUUUCUGAAAAGGUUCAGUCUUUAGACAACCUAUAAAAUUAUCCUCAAAUCAAUCCAAAUGACAAACUAUAGAAUAGUUUCAUCUUUUCUCAUUAAAGUGCCCUUAGAAGUACAAAAAUACAAAUCUAAUCUUUUAAGACGGCUUGUAAAAUAUAAAAGUAACAAUGACAUCAGCAUUCUAGGACAGUAUCAAUCACGAUACAUAUGCUGAUCUUUACUUGGGCCAUUUUAAAGUAUGUGCUCUAUUUUGCUGUUACUGUGUUAGAUUGAACAUCAUUCUAAACACAAGUGGCUAAAACAUUCAAUUAAACGUAUAAACCACAUCCAAAAUUAUUUCAUCAGCACAUGCAGAUUUAUUUGACUUCAACUCCCAUCCACAAACAAUGCAAUAAAAGUUCAGCAAUUUCAUUGAGGCAUUUUGUAUGAACCUUGCAUAUUUGAUGCUGGGUAUGUAAAUAAACCUGGCUAUCGGUGAAAUGUGUAAGUUUAUUAUAUGUACUCAUACACAAGUAUGGGUAAGAUGAAGCUUGUGUUUAUCGGCGGCUUGUGCUGCCUGAUUUUCUCUUUCCUGCAAGCAGGUGUUUAGGUUUCAAGUCAAACACAUGUCUGUCUGAUUCGCCUUUCCUGCCCUGCUUGUUCAUCUCCUUCUGAGAGCUCUUCAUCAUCGUCUUCACCUUCUUCAUCAUCUGGGAAGAGUAGAAGAGAGUCAGAGAAAAAAUAAAGAGAGAAAUGAAUUCAGUCAAACACACAACCAACCAUCUGAUUCAUAGGCCAGCUUCAAACAGUUUCAUUAAAAUGCAGCAUUAUGGUGUAGAAAUUAAACCAAAAUUCUUAUUUAUUUGAUUUACACCAAUCAGCCAUAAUAUUAAAGCCAUCUGGCUAAUAUUGUGUAGGAUUCCCGUGUGCCACCAAACAGUUCUGACCCAUCGCGGCAUUGACUCUCUGAAGGUGUUCUGUGGUAUAUGGCACUAAGAUGCUCCAAAUCCUAUAAAUUGCACGGUGGGGUUGACUUAAUUUUAUGUCUAAUAUAUCCGGUUCCUUGACAUGUCAUUGUAAUGAGAUAAAUUAAAGUAAUUCACUUCUCCAGUCAUUGGUUUACAUGUUAUGGCUGAUUAGAGUACAACUUAUCCAGAAGUUAAUUUUGACCUUUAAUAUUACACAUAAGUAAGUUUGUUUCAAACAACCAAAUCAGCCUAAAAAAAACAGCGUUGCUACAUUCUUUUAAGAAAUAGUGGAACAUUGAGCAUAAGUCUGCGAAAGAUGACAGAAAAAGACAUUCCUUGAGGCAAAUUUUUUUUUUGAUGCAAAGAAUGAGAAUCUGAUAUGUACCUUUGCAUCUCUGAUUCCUGAUUGGUCACGUGGUUGUUUUGAUGCACUCUGACUACGGGUGCGUGAAGUUGGCAGGACAGAUGCUUCCCUCUUCCUCUUUCUAACCAAUGAACGUGACCGCCGAGCCUGUUGGACAUAGUGG
Molecule: messenger RNA, 5179 nt
Organism: Hemibagrus wyckioides
Lineage: Eukaryota; Metazoa; Chordata; Actinopteri; Siluriformes; Bagridae
Product: zinc finger protein 235
Exons: 4
Coding region: 464-1618 (384 amino acids)
Source: RefSeq, a predicted model, not a curated record